GGGAGGAGGAACUCCAGCUCUGUGGCGGGAAAGACUCCUGUGUUUGGCGCCAACCGGGAGCGCGGCGGUUGCCCGGGGGAGUCGGGUCACGUUAACGGGAUCGGGGUCGCUGCUGGGGCCGGUCCGGCUUCCCCCGGCUCCUCUCGGUUUCCCCCCUCACAGCAGCGGCCAGUUCUCCGCGGCACCCGCAGCGUCCCGGAGCGGUCGGCAGCAUGGCGGCGGCGGGCGUGCUGGAGGACGCGGAGCUGCGGGAAGCGCAGCGCGACUACGUCGAUUUCCUGGAUGAUGAGGAAGACCAAGGCAUUUACUCUAGCAAGGUCCGGGAAAUGAUCAGCGACAACCAGUACCGCCUCCUUGUCAACAUCAAUGACCUGCGGCGGAAGAACGAGAAGAGGGCCAACCGGCUCUUGAACAGUGCCUUUGGGGAGCUGGUCGCUUUCCAGCGUGCCUUAAAGGAUUUUGUUGCCUCUGUUGAUGCCACCUAUGCCAAGCAGUUCGAGGACUUCUACAUUGGGCUGGAGGGCAGCUUCGGCUCCAAGCACGUGUCGCCGCGGACGCUGACAGCCUGUUUCCUUAGCUGCAUUGUCUGUGUGGAGGGCAUCGUGACCAAAUGCUCUCUGGUUCGUCCAAAGAUCGUCCGGAGUGUCCAUUAUUGCCCAGCUACCAAGAAGACUAUUGAGCGCCGAUACACGGAUUUGACCUCCCUGGAUGCUUUCCCAUCCAGCUCUUUCUACCCUACGAAGGAUGAAGAGAAUAACCCCCUGGAGACCGAGUUUGGCCUCUCGGUCUACAAAGACCAUCAGACUAUCACCAUCCAGGAGAUGCCUGAGAAGGCACCAGCAGGUCAGCUACCACGCUCAGUGGAUGUUGUUCUGGAUGAUGACCUGGUAGACAAGGUGAAGGCUGGAGACCGCAUCCAGGUGGUAGGGACGUACCGCUGCCUGCCAGGAAAGAAAGGGGGUUACACAUCAGGGACUUUCAGGACUAUCCUCAUUGCCUGCCACCUGAAGCAGAUGAACAAAGAAGUCCGGCCUCUCUACUCUGCUGCUGAUGUGGCCAAGAUCAAGAGGUUCAGCAAGAGUCACUCCAAGGAUAUCUUUAACCAACUGGCGAAAUCUCUGGCUCCCAGCAUCCAUGGGCACGAGUACAUCAAGAAGGCCCUUCUCUGCAUGCUGCUCGGAGGGGUGGAGAAGGUCCUGGAGAACGGGAGCCGCAUCCGAGGAGACAUCAACAUCUUGCUGAUAGGAGACCCUUCUGUUGCCAAGUCUCAGCUGCUGCGGUACGUGCUCUGCACCGCGCCCCGUGCCAUCGCCACCACCGGCAGAGGCUCCUCUGGCGUUGGCCUGACUGCUGCUGUCACCACAGACCAAGAAACCGGUGAACGGCGCCUGGAAGCAGGGGCCAUGGUGCUGGCUGACCGAGGGGUGGUAUGCAUUGAUGAGUUCGACAAGAUGUCCGAUAUUGACCGCACAGCCAUCCAUGAGGUGAUGGAGCAGGGCCGCGUCACCAUCACCAAGGCUGGCAUCCAUGCCCGCCUCAACUCCCGCUGCAGUGUCCUGGCGGCAGCCAACCCUGUCUACGGCCGGUAUGACCAAUACAAGACACCUAUGGAGAACAUCGGCCUGCAGGACUCCUUGCUCUCCCGCUUUGACCUACUCUUCAUUGUGCUAGACCAGAUGGACUCUGAGCAGGACAGGGAGAUCUCGGACCAUGUCUUGCGGAUGCACCGCUACCGCAAACCCAACGAGCAGGACGGGGAUGCCAUGCCCUUAGGCAGUGCUGUGGAGAUCCUGGCUACAGAGGACCCCGACUUUGCGCAGGAGGAAGAACAGGAACUCCAAGUGUAUGAGAAAUACAAUGAGCUCCUUCACGGGCCCCACCGCCGCAAGGAGAAGAUUGUCAGCAUGGAGUUCAUGAGGAAGUACAUCCAUGUAGCAAAGAUGAUUAAGCCUGUCUUGACCGAGGAGUCAGCGAACUAUAUAGCAGAGGAGUACUCCCGCCUGCGCAGCCAGGACCAGAUAAACCCAGACAUCGCCAUGACCUCCCCUGUCACAGCUCGUACCCUGGAGACCCUUAUCCGCCUCUCCACGGCCCAUGCCAAGGCCAGGAUGAACAAGACUGUUGAUCUGCAGGAUGCUGAGGCAGCUUUGGAGCUGGUGCAGUUCGCCUACUUCAAAAAGGUGCUGGAGAAGGAGAAGAAGCGCAAAAAGCAGGCAGAGGACGACUCGGAGACUGAGAAGGAGGAUGAGGAGUCACAGCCCAAGGAGGAGCGCAGGACAAGGAGGAGAAAGAAGGCACGCACAGGGGACGAAGGGGACUCCUAUGACCCAUACGAUUUCAGUGACGCUGAGGAGGAAAUGCCAGAAGUUCAGGCACACACUCCAAAGACACCCGAAGCCUCAGCCACUGGCGAAGCCAAGAAGCCGGAGCUGGCUGAGCCGAGGUUGAAGGCGUUCAAGGCUCGUCUCCUGGAGGUUUUCAAGGCUUCCCAUGCCCAGUCCGUGGGUCUGAAGAGCAUGAUGGAGUCCAUCAACCGUGACAACCCUGAGCCCUUCUCGCAGGAUGAGGUGAAGGUGGCGUUGGCCCACAUGCAAGAUGACAACCAGAUCAUGGUGUCUGAUGACAUUAUCUUCUUAAUCUGAGCAUCUGGGUGGAAGAACCCAAAUUCUUGUGGACUGUCAGUCUGGAGACUCUUUGUGCUUGCCUUUAACUCCUGAAUGCUUCCUCUGGCUGAGCUGAACUUUGGGGAGCUCAAGUCUGUGCACUUUACAGUACUCCAUCAUUGCUGGCGCCAAAAGAAGCCAGGAGCUCUGGAAGCUCUCUUACUGUUGCUGUCUUCAGACUGGCUUAUUUGGGAAGAGGUUUGUUUCUGCAAGGAACCAAGAGGAAAAGCUUAGGUGCAAAGUAUCAGUGUUUUUAAUGUAUCGUGUUUAUCUUUGGUGAUAAUAGUUCCAGCCUUUGAAUAAAAAAAUGGAUUUAGGAAUCCAACAUUGAGUACCAGUGGUGGUAAGAAGCAGUAUGAGAGCUCCGCUAUUAGUAGUGAAGCUUUUAUUUUUCCCUUUUUUUUUACUCUUUUUCCCCAGCUGUAUAGCCCAGACCUGCUUGUCUCACAAGCAGAGAUGCCUGAUGCCUGCCCCGUUGGCUGUGACCAGCCUCUUCUCCCGCUCUUCCUAUCCAUCUUGUGGAGGGUGAUUUCUGGCAUUGGAGGGGUCAAGUAUAAUCUGACCUGCUGUUUCACAGCCCUGCUGGGAGUUUUGGCUCCGAGUGGGUGGGAAGGACCUGGAAUGCUCAGAGCUGCCCAUGGGCCGUAUCCCUGGUAGAUGGCUUUGGCUUCCAGCCUGGGAUUGUGCCCCUAUGACCACCACCAAUGGAAACCUGUAGUAAAGAAAGGCCAAAGCUAUGGGACCUGGGUCCUGCAUCUCCUGUAUGUCCUUAUGGCUGAGCUGCUGCAAAUCUUCAUCCUGUGGAAUGUAACCACAAACUACUGAAUACGAAAAACUUUCCCUUGCCCUUGGGGGAUUUGAACUGUCUUGCUCUCUGGGAACACAUAGGUGACCGCUGCUUGAGAACAGGCUGUUCCUAGAAACCAACAGGUUCCCAUGGCUGGGGUGGCUUUUAGGAAAAGCUGAACACACAGACCAGUGUUGGCUGCUUAUGGGGCCAGAGCUGCUGAAGGUAUGGGCUUAUCUUUCAAUUGCCUUUUUAUUGCUUCUUUUAUUUUCUUAUCCUGGUGAGUUUGAGGUCAAGCUUUGGAGGAGAUCCCCAAACUGCACAGGCUGUUUGCUGUUGUCACUGCCCAUCUCUGGGCAUCUGCACAGUUCAUGUGCUUUUAUUUCUGGAUGACUUAAAUAACUGAUUUGAAUAAUUAAAGUGUCUAGGGUUUGUCC
Molecule: messenger RNA, 3887 nt
Organism: Pezoporus occidentalis (night parrot)
Lineage: Eukaryota; Metazoa; Chordata; Aves; Psittaciformes; Psittacidae
Gene: MCM3
Product: minichromosome maintenance complex component 3
Exons: 17
Coding region: 213-2642 (809 amino acids)
Biological process (GO): DNA replication; mitotic DNA replication initiation; double-strand break repair via break-induced replication
Cellular component (GO): nucleus; MCM complex
Molecular function (GO): ATP binding; ATP hydrolysis activity; single-stranded DNA binding
Source: RefSeq, a predicted model, not a curated record